UGACAGAACAAUUGAAAAGUUUCACAUUAUUGUAGUGCAUUCUUGGUUUUUCAUCUUUUCAAAAUUCAUAAAGUGAAUUUAAGAUUUGGAUUGUUAAUUCCAUAAAUGCAACCAGAAAAAGAUGAAAAAAAGGAACAUCAAUGUGCUGUAUGUAAAAUGCAAUUUCAUACAAAAAAGAACUUAGAUAGACAUCUGAGAACUCAUACUGGUGAGAAACCGCAUGAAUGCGAUAUUUGCAAAAGAAAAUUCUCCCAGUCUGGAAAUUUACUAAGUCACAAAAGAAUACAUUCGGAUGAAAGACCAUUCAUAUGUAACUACACAGACUGUGGAUACACUGCGAAAAGGAAAGAUACUUUGAUAACUCAUGUCAAGCUAGCACAUAAAGAAGCAAUCGUUUCUGAAGUUAUUAUUACUCCACCAAAAAAACCAAAGAAAGCAAAGGAAGUUCAUAAAUGUCAUAAAUGCGAUAAAAGUUUUGAAUGGUUAUCUACUUUGACAUUGCAUCUGACAUCUCAUGAAAAAAAACGACCAUGUUCAUGUGACAUUUGUAAGAAAACGUUCAAACAUAAAUAUCAGUUAAAUAGACACAUGAAGAAAGUACAUCCACAGGAAGAAACCGCAUCUUCUUCCAAACAAUGUACAGAAGAUACAUCGAAAAACAUUCAUUCGUCGGAAGAAGUAAAGGUGAAGCCAAAUUUGCAAUCUUCUACUCAAACUUUGCCUCAUGAAACAACAGUGGAUCAAAAUGUAUUAAGUGCUGCCGAAAUUCUUCUCCAAAUGAGAAGUAGAAGAUUGGAGGCAGAGGAAGAAAAUACUUCGGAUUUUGAAAACCAUCAACUUCAAAACAAUUAAAGAACAUUGAAUAACGAAGAUUACUUCAUUUAAUUUAAAAAAAAAAUUUAUCAGAGUCAAAUUGAAAAAUUUGUUGCUUUGGAAGUGAACGAAACAAUUUCUUCAAAAUUUAACAUUUAAGAUAAAUUUUAAAUUUGUAGAAUAUUUGAUAAUUAUUCGAACUAAAUAACAUUAAGUAAAGCAGCAAUUUGAUUUUUAAGAAAACAUUAUUAAACAUUGAGCUAAUUAUUGCUUCGAAAAUAAUAAAGCAAUAGUAACGUUUGUUUCCUAAAAAGAAUUAAAAUUGCAUGU
Molecule: messenger RNA, 1143 nt
Organism: Centruroides sculpturatus (bark scorpion)
Lineage: Eukaryota; Metazoa; Arthropoda; Arachnida; Scorpiones; Buthidae
Product: zinc finger protein 254-like
Exons: 4
Coding region: 106-852 (248 amino acids)
Cellular component (GO): nucleus
Source: RefSeq, a predicted model, not a curated record